CCCCCGCAAAAACCGCAUCGUGUUCUGCCUCUGGGGUUAAAACUUCUCCGGCACAUUGGCCUGUGGGGUGACCACCGCGUUCGGUACAAAUAUGUCCUGAUGGUGGGCUACAUCGUAACCAUUUGGAUUGGCCCUAAAAUUGUUCUCGGCUCCGGGAAGGAGGGCUUCGACUCCUUCAUCAGAAACAUUGCGGAAGUGAUAUUCCUGUCGGAAAAUUGCAUUACCAUCGUUUUAUUCACCGUCAAGAAUCGUACUUUCGAACGGCUUGUUGACGUUCUGGAACGCAUAUUGCAGCGCAGGUGGCCGAAGCAUCUGGAGGACGAAAUUGAAUCUUUCAAUCGGCGGAUGGAGACUGUUUCAAAGAUAUACGCUAUUUACAUCUUUGUUCUGUUGAUCGUUUUCGUGUCUGUUCCUAUUUUGUCCACGGCGAUAAAGCUAAUUUUUUUGGAUGCAGCCGACAGGGGCGACUUUACGUUGUCCAACGAAACACAAUUUUACUGGUUGAAUAUCCGACGAAAGCUGAGUCACUAUGCUGUCUUUACGUUCUUCUGCUUCCCGGCGUCAUGCUGUUCGGCAUUUAUCAUUACCAUGAAGGGGACUAUAUUCCAGGUGGUAAUUUAUUAUGGAUCGAAAUUGUUUGAUUUACUAGCAAAACGAAUUGAUGUCAUGGCCGAUCUUGCCAAUGACGAGGACGAACGUCGCAAAGAACUUCGAGAAAUUGUACAGUUGCAUCAAUUGGUGUUGGAAUAUUUGGAUCAUCUGGAAAGUACCAUGAGUUUCAUUCUGAUGAAUCAGAUAAUGAGCUGUCUUCUUGUUUGGUGUCUGAUGCUGUUCUACGUUUCUACGAACUUUGGAGCCGAUGCUGCCAACCUAAUUCUUCUGUUCGUAAUACUGAUGGGUGAAAUGGCGAUCUACUGCAUCAACGGGAAUAUUCUGAGUGAUAAGGCCGCAGAGGUGGCACAUGCAAUGUAUCGAUAUCCUUGGUACAGGGAACCGGCCGAUGUGCAGAGAACGAUCCGACUCAUUAUUCAACGGGCACAAAAGCCAACCGGGGUUACCGCGGCCAAGUUCUACUUUGUCAAUAUAGAAAGAUUUGGAGCAACGGUACAGGCCACCUAUUCAUACUAUUUGAUGCUGAAGAAUACUUUUUAAAUCAAUAAACCUUGGAUGCAAG
Messenger RNA from Topomyia yanbarensis, 1174 nucleotides. RefSeq names its product odorant receptor 13a-like. Bases 100 to 1152 code for a protein of 350 amino acids. The transcript has 4 exons. Gene Ontology annotation, cellular component: plasma membrane. Gene Ontology annotation, molecular function: olfactory receptor activity; odorant binding. Gene Ontology annotation, biological process: detection of chemical stimulus involved in sensory perception of smell; sensory perception of smell. NCBI's taxonomy places the organism in Eukaryota, Metazoa, Arthropoda, Insecta, Diptera, Culicidae. The record is from RefSeq and is a predicted model, not a curated record.